Messenger RNA from Nannochloropsis gaditana CCMP526, 3051 nucleotides. RefSeq names its product pre-mRNA-splicing factor SYF1 (gene SYF1). The coding region runs from base 1 to 2964 and encodes 987 amino acids. Gene Ontology annotation, cellular component: post-mRNA release spliceosomal complex; Prp19 complex; U2-type catalytic step 2 spliceosome. The record is from RefSeq and is a predicted model, not a curated record. The transcript is spliced from 23 exons. Gene Ontology annotation, biological process: generation of catalytic spliceosome for first transesterification step; mRNA splicing, via spliceosome. Gene Ontology annotation, molecular function: protein binding.
AUGACUCACGCGGGCACUAUCAUGGCAAAUGAUAGAGGAGUUGUCAGCGACGAGAUUCGCGCUUUGCUGGAAGAUGAGCAGGACGCAGAGUUCGAGGAAGAAAUCGCCCGAAACCCUUUCUCCCUCAAAAGUUGGCUCCGAUAUCUGAAUGCAAAAACUCAAGCCAAGCCGGUGAAGCGCUAUCUGAUCUAUGAGAGAGCUUUAAAGUUCCUUCCAGGCUCUUACAAGCUGUGGUGGGCGUAUUUGCAGGAGCGGAAAGAGCAGGUGGAUGGGAGAGUUCCUGUCAGCCAUCCUCGCUAUCAGAUUCUGCUGAAUACCUUCGAGCGGGCCCUUGUGCAUCUCUCGCGCAUGCCCCGCGUCUGGCUCGACUAUCUGCAUACUCUCGUCGACAUGAAAAAGGCGACCAAGACUCGUCGCGCCUUCGACGCCGCACUUCAGUCCCUUCCCAUCACCCAGCACGAGCGAAUCUGGUCUCUGUACCUUCCGUGGGCCCAAAAUUUAGGCGUUAAGGAGACUGCAAUUCGUGUCUUCCGGCGAUACUUGAAGUACGACCCUUCUCAGCGCGAGUCCUACGUCGAUUUUAUGGAGAAAUUGGGGGAAAUGGAGGAGGCCGCUGUGCAUUUGGCCAUCUGUGUGAACGACGACGCCUUCUUCUCUCCGAAAGGCUCCUCCAAACACGCCCUCUGGAUGCGCCUCUGCGACAUGUGUGCGCGCCAUCCGACGGCUAUCUCGCGUCGUCUCAAGGUGGACGCCAUUAUCCGAAGCGGCCUCGCGCGCUUCACGGACGAAACCGGGAAGCUGUGGUGCAAGCUGGCAGACUACUACAUCCGCCAGGGUCAGUUUGAACGGGCCCGUGACGUCUACGAGGAGGCGCUUUCCACCGUCCUGACAGUGCGCGACUUCACGAUGGUUUUUGACGCUUACUCCCAGUGCGAGGAGUCUCUGUUGACGGCCCGCGUGGCAAUGUUGGCAGAGGAAGAGGAACCAGAGGACGAAACGGACGAUGACCUGGACGUGGAGGGCGACGACACGGAUCUGCGACUGGCCCGGUUGGAGGAUUUGAUGGAGCGUCGGCCCAUUUUGCUGUCCUCCGUCCUCCUGCGUCAGAACCCUCACAACGUCCACGAGUGGCACAAGCGGGCCAAACUUUUCCAAGCCCAGAACGAUCCUCACAAGGUCAUCGUCUGUUUCACCGAGGCCGUCAAGACCGUCGACCCCAAGAAGGCUUUCGGAAAGCUCUAUUCCCUCUGGACCGCUUUCGCCAAGUACUAUGAGGAGCAUGACGACAUUGACAACGCUCGCGUGGUGCUCAACAAGGCUACUUUGGUCAAUUUUAAGGGCGUGGAAGAGCUUGCUGGUGUCUAUUGCACCUGGGCAGAGAUGGAAAUCCGGCACGAGAACUACGAGGAGGCCUUACAGGUGAUGCAACACGCCGUCACUGAGCCGUCUCAGGCCAUCCAACGCCGGCGGCAGACCGAGGCUCAGGGCCGCGCGUUGGGAGGCGGGAAGAAGGGGGGCGAGGAGCGGGCAGAGAUGAUUGCAAGCAUCCCUGUGCAGGAACGCGUGCACAAAUCCACUCGCGUCUGGUCCUUGUUCUUGGACCUAGAAGAAUCCCUUGGGACUGUUGCCACCACAAAGGCUGCCUACGAACGGUGUUUGGAGCUCAAGGUCGCCACACCCCAAAUAAUCCUGAACUUUGCCUCUUUCCUGGAAGAAAAUGCGUACCACGAGGAGGCUUUCCGCGCCUACGAGAAGGGGGUAUCUGUCUUCGGUUGGCCUCACGUCAAGCCCCUGUGGUCUCUGUACCUUCAGAAAUUCGUCGCCCGGUAUGGUGGGAGCAAGCUGGAGCGGGCCCGCGAUUUGUUCGAACAGUGCCUGGAGAAGGUCCCAGCGGAUGAGGCUGCCGACUUCUACAUCCGGUACGCAAAGCUGGAGGAAGAACACGGCCUCGCCCGACACGCGAUGGCUAUAUACGAUCGGGGGACCCAGGCAGUGCCCGAGGACAAGCGUUACGAUUUCUUUCUGCUCUACAUCAAGAAGGUAAUUGUCGAGAAACCCCCCCUCUCUGAGCUUGGACGCAUGCACGCGCAGUACUGGGUACGCAAAUGCGUUGGUCACACGUGUAUGUCGCUGGCUCAUCGACAUGCCUCCUUCCUCGCCCUUCUUAUGUUGGUGCUGUCCUCCCUUCUUCUCCCCCACUUUCUCUUCUCGUUCAAGGUGGAGGCUCUCUACGGUGUCACCCGCACUCGGGAAGUAUACCAGAAAGCCAUCGAGGUCUUACCCGACGAGGGGGCUAAAAACAUGUGCAUCCAGUUUGCCGAAUUGGAGCGGAAGCUUGGCGAAAUCGACCGAGCGCGUGCUGUUUAUACACAUGGCGCCAACUUUGCGGAUCCACGCCGUGAUCCUGGUUAUUGGAAGAAAUGGCAAGAUUUUGAGGUUAAUUACAUGGCAGAUGACGCUAUGGCCAUGGUGCAAGCGAAGGAGGGUGGGGGGGAGGAAAAAGACGAGGCGACCGCUGACGCUGAGACCCUGGCUCGAGAAGCGGCCAAGGCGGAGGAGAAGGCGAAAAGGGCUCAAGCUGCACGGGUCAUGGCCGGAGGAGCGGGUGGUGUCAAAAGGAAGGGAGGAAGCGAGGGGGAGGAACUGGAAGCGGUGGAGAGACAGGCCAAGAGGCUUCAGGCAGUGACAGCAGCGGCUGUUGCAGCAUUGGAACGGAAUGAAGAGGAGAUAGACAUUGAGGACAUGGAGGAGGAGGGGGAGGAGGGAGACAGGAUACAGGAGGGAGGGGAGGAAAAGGAGAUCCACAUUGAGGGGGACACCGAAAUACAGGUGAAGGCCAAGCCUGUUCCGGCUGCAGUGUUUGCAAGGGCAGGGCUUGAGGAGGACGCAAAAGAUGGAGAGGUAGGGAAUGGGGGAAGUAUGGGAGCUCUGGAACGCCUGAAGAAAGCCGGAGGCCAAAGAUAGCUGCUUAAAACUUGUCUUCUGAGCUCAAUUUUAAUAUCGCGGUUAACAGAAAGGAAACACCUUCCAUGUGGAAAUAGUUUCAGAAAA